Drosophila bipectinata is the source of this 4509-nucleotide messenger RNA. RefSeq names its product structural maintenance of chromosomes 4-like protein gluon (gene glu). The record is from RefSeq and is a predicted model, not a curated record. Lineage: Eukaryota; Metazoa; Arthropoda; Insecta; Diptera; Drosophilidae. Gene Ontology annotation, molecular function: ATP hydrolysis activity; protein binding; ATP binding. Gene Ontology annotation, biological process: mitotic chromosome condensation. Gene Ontology annotation, cellular component: condensin complex; chromosome.
UGCUCACCUGGUCACACUGUAAAACCGCGUCCUAAUGCCCAUUGGCGCCUGAAAAGUGUAGUUUGUGAAUUUGAGGAUUUAGACGUUAUUUCCCGAUUUAUUCCAUCCAGCAAUACGAUGCAGAAGGCGCGUGGAAGCGUGGGCACUCCGAAAGGAGGUCAGUUUCGCGUGCCAAAAACACCGCAGCAAGUACAGAAGCAAGUGCAACAAGAGGAGGAUGACGCCGCCGUCGACGCUCUGGAUGAUGCGCUAAUCUUUGACGACGAGGAGGGCGGCACUCGGAUCGGGGACAUCUACAUUCCGCCGCCGAUACCGCCGCACUGCUCCAUGGAAAGCACCGGACCCCGGCUAAUUAUUAAGAAGAUAGUCAACCGGAAUUUCAAAAGUUAUGCCGGUGAAGUGGAACUUGGACCGUUCCACCAGAGCUUCACGGCCAUCAUUGGACCGAAUGGAAGUGGGAAGAGCAACGUGAUUGACUCUAUGAUGUUUGUUUUCGGCUGCAGGGCCAAUCGCAUCCGUUGCAAGAAGGUGUCGACUCUGAUUCAUUCUUCGUCCCAGUUUCCCAACAUCCGGAGCUGCUCCGUGGCGGUGCACUUUGAGCAGAUCGUGGACAAGGAUGAUGCCACCUGCGAAACUGUGCCAAAUUCCCAGAUCGUGAUCGAACGUACUGCCAUGAAGGAUAACUCUUCGUAUUAUAAAAUCAAUGAUCAGCGCGCCCAACUGAAGGACGUGGCCAAGCUGCUCAAGAAACACAAUGUUGAUCUGAUACACAAUCGUUUUUUGAUCCUCCAGGGCGAGGUCGAGUCCAUUGCCAUGAUGAAACCCAAGGCAGUGCAUGAGAACGACACUGGAAUGCUGGAGUAUCUGGAGGACAUCAUAGGUACCCAGCGCUAUAUUCGACCACUCCAGCAGAUCAACCAGCGUGUGGACCAACUAACGGAUGAUCGUACGGAGAAGCACAAUCGCUGCAAGCUGGCCGAGCGCGAUAUGAAGGAUCUGGAGCAGCCAUUCAACGAGGCUGUCGAAUAUCUUAAGAAGGAAAACGACUUUGUGCGCACCAAAUCGUGGGUAACCCAGAAGUACAUAAGCAUCAAGAAGCAGAAGCUGGAGGAGUACACCAAGGAGCACGAGGUCUGCGUCGAAGAGUUGAGAGCCCAUGACGAGGGCACUGAAACACUGAAAAAGGAACGGGCCGAGAAGGAACAAAUCAUCCGAAAAGAAAUAGAGGCCUAUGAAUCUCUAGUGAAGCAACGGGAGACAAUCAAAAAGAAACUGGUGGCAGCUGAAAGAGCCUACACCGAAGUCCAGAGCACCAUGGAAAACACCAACAAACAGCGCAAGAAGGACAAAACCCAAAUAGAAAAGAAUGAAAAGGAACUGGAGGAUCUGCACAAGUUGCCGGAGAAGAACCAGCAAGAGAUCGAAGAUUGUAACAAGAAAAUAGAGCGGCUGGAAAAGGAGAAGGCUACGCUGAGCGAAGAGCUGGAGAAACAGCUGAGCCUUUUGAAGGAAAAGAGUGAACCAUUGACCGAACAGCGUCUCAAGCUCAGUGACGAGCUGGUGGGCCUCAAGGAGAAGGUCAACUCCGCAAAGGCAGAGCUCCAGGUGUUUGAGUCUCAACUGAAAAUCCUCAAGCAGGCAGAGACCACAGAGACUAGAAAAUACGAAACCCUACAAAAAUCCUACGAGCAGUCACAGCAAAGCCUCCAGGAGAAAGUGGCCAAGGUGGAUGAACUAAAGGAGAGUAUUCCGCGAAUGAAGACGGAAAUUGCAACCAAGUCCGCAGAGGUGGAUAAGCUGGUGAAGGAAGAGAGGAAUCUAUCCAUGCAAUGCAACAAAAUCAGGACAGAGAUCAAUGAAAGAUCCAGCAACAUGCAAGCCCAACGCUCCAAUGACAAGGUCCUUGACUUUCUGAUGCGACUUAAGAUGGAGGGAAAAAUUCCCGGCAUUCUGGGUCGUCUUGGCAACUUGGGUGGCAUUGAUGCCAAGUACGAUGUGGCCAUUUCCACGGCCUGUGGGCGGCUGGAUAACAUUGUCACCGAUACCUAUGACACUGCCUCGGAGGCUAUUGCAGCCCUGAAGAAGUACAAUGUGGGCCGGGCAACGUUUAUUACUUUGGAAAAGAUUGAAAAUCUACGUCGUGAGGCGGAAACGCCCAUUAAUACUCCCGAGAACGUGCCUAGACUGUACGAUCUGGUCCAGAUUGAGGAUGAACGUUUGAGGACCGCCUUCUACUUUGCCCUGCGCAACACCUUGGUGUGCAACGACCUGGAGCAGGGCACUCGCAUUGCGUAUGGCAGGCAACGCUUCCGUGUUGUGACCUUGCGGGGUGACUUGAUCGAGGUGACGGGCACCAUGUCGGGCGGUGGCAAUCGCGCCAUGCGCGGCAAGAUGGGCACCCAAGUGAAGACAAAGACGGUGGAGUCGGCCGACAGUUCGCAAACAUCCCAGAAAGCCCUCGAAGAUAUGCAGGUGCAGGCCGAGGAACUGCAGACUCGGAUCAAUUACUGCCAGGAGCAGCAGGGCCGGUUGGAGCGGGAGGUGCAAACUCUACAGAUGAGCCAGCAGCGCGACGAGGCGGAGUACAAGCGGCUGGCGGUGAGCAUUACAUCGCUGGAGCAGCAAAUGGCCAGCAAUCUGAAGCAGUGCGAGGCCCAGCGCCAACGGAUGCUCAAGAAAACCACGGACGAGGGAGCCGUAAAGGAGCGCCAGGAACAGAUCGAAGCCGCUAAGCAGGAAUUGGAACAGGCCCAGUUUGCUGAACAGGCCGUUUCCACGCAAAUCGAAGAGAUCCAAAACCAGUACGAUGCGUUGCGAAAUGACAACGUUAAACCGGUGGAGGCCAAGAUCAAGAAGGUGACCACUCAGAUGGAAAAACUGGCGGCCAAUGUGCGAUCCAUGAACGUGGCUCUGGCCACCGCGGAACGCAACAUUGAAAAGAUUACCGGAAACAACAACAAUCUCCGAGAGAACAUCAAAACGGCUGAGGAAAAGUUGAGAUCCCUGAGCGAUGAGCGGCAGAAGUGCCAGGAGAAGAAGGAGGAGCUGGAGAAGGAUGCCGAGCUGGCAGAGGAAGCCAUUGGCAAGGCCAAGUCCCAAUCCUCCGACGUUAAAAAGGAGAUCGAUGAGCUAAACAAGCAGGAGAAUAAAAGAAAUAUUGAACGGAUAGAGAUAGACACUAAGAUGCAAGCUGCGGCGGGAAAGAUGAACGAGGUCAAGUCCGACAUACCCAAGUGGAAGGCUCAACUGAAGCCCCUGACCCUCAACGAGAUUCCAGGCGAAACCGAGCCACAAGCGCCACUUAAGGAGCUCACCGAAGAGGAACUGGAGGCAGAGACACUGGAGGAUAUGCAGUACAAGCAGACCUUGCUGGAGGAGCAGCUGAAGAAGAAGCCAAAUCUGGGCUGCAUCAAGGAGUUCAAUGAGAAGCGCAACGUCUAUCUGGACCGGGUCCGUGUCCUGGAGGACAUCACCUUGAAGCGAAACGAGAUGCGUGACAAGUAUGAGGAGGUGCGCAAGCGUCGCUACAAGGAGUUCAUGGACGGGUUCAGUAUUAUAACCAGGAAGUUGAAGGAAAUGUACCAGAUGAUCACGCUCGGUGGUGAUGCUGAGCUGGAACUAGGAGACUCGAUGGAUCCGUUCCUCGAGGGCAUCAACUUUUCGGUGCGGCCACCCAAAAAGAGCUGGAAAAUCAUAACGAAUCUCUCCGGUGGCGAGAAGACACUCUCCUCCUUGGCUCUGGUGUUUGCCCUGCACUACUACAAGCCAUCUCCAUUGUACUUCAUGGAUGAAAUCGAUGCUGCUCUGGACUUUAAGAACGUCUCCAUUGUGGGUCACUACAUAAAGGAGCGAACCAAGAACGCCCAGUUCAUCAUUGUGUCGCUGCGUGUGAACAUGUUCGAGUUGGCCAACUACUUGGUGGGCAUCUACAAGGUCAGUGACUGCACCGACUCCAUUACGCUGCUGAAUCAUCCACCUCAGCUGACCGGGCAACGGCCCACAGCUGUACGCGGCACUCAGAUCUUGGACAGCACAGUGACUCCCGCGAAUGAUGAGAACCAGGAGCCGGAAAGCCAAGCCAGACCAUCGGAGGUGGAAGAUCCGCCAGGAAAAGAGACCGGCGGCAGGGAAACUACGUUUGCUCCACCCAUGGACAGUACGGGCAUAAACGAGACACAAGCACAGCCACGUCCAACGAUUAUUUCCUUGGCACCCGGCAGGGAGACCACCUUCCUGCCGCCCAUAGAAAGCACGGCCAUCGAAGAUCCGACACCCAAGGCAAGACCAACUGUGGAUAUCUCUCUGCAGAGCCCACCUAGCUCUCCUGAUCCUGCCAAGACAUAACCUCUAAGAUAUUUUAUUCUGUAAUCCUGUACCUAUUGUUACCCCAGACGAGUGUUGGUCGGCAAGGAGCUCAUACCAUUAAGUCACUCUUUUUAGUUUUUUUUUAAUAUUUUCCUUAUAAUGUUAUCGUAAGUUUAUCGAAAAAUACAAAUAUUUUUAAUUUUA